AUGCAAGGUCUACGUGGAGCACAAAAGCGAACCUCAGUUUUCCAUAGAAUGAGGGGGUAUUUUCAGCCACGUGACUCCCAGAGGCAAUCCACGGAGAUGCAACAAUGCGAAGAGAAUCUACAAAGGCAGUUAAGACGACUUCAGGAACGGGAACAAAAUUCUCAUAGACAGCUAACCGAGUUGCAACAACGUGAACAAACUUUGCAGCAGCAGCUAAGAGAGGUUCGAGAACGGGAUCAGAACACUCAAAGACAACUAAUGGAGUUGCAGCAACGCGAAGAAAGUUCCCAGAGACAGUUAAGAGAGAUGCGGCAGCGAGAGGAAAAUUCACAAAGGCAGCUAACGGAGUUGCAGCAACGCGAAGAAAAUUCCCAGAGUCAGUUAAGAGAGAUGCGGCAGCGAGAAGGGAAUUUACAAAGGCAGUUAACACAGCUUCGGGAACGGGAACAAAAUUCUCAAAGGCAGCUAACGGAGUCGCAGCAAAGCGAAGAAAACUCUCAGAGGCAGUUGAGGGAGUUAAGACAAAGAGAAGAAAAUUCACAAAGGCAAUUAAGGGAGACAAGUCAGCAGUUGACAAAUUGCAGGGGACAAGUUUCUGAACUACAGCUAAGUCUUUCAACAGCUCAGCAAACAAUAAGUCAACUACGCAGCCUUGAAACACUUGACUGGGUUAUUCCGCGCGACGAAAUUCAAAUCACUGAUAAAUGCCUUGGGAGGGGAGGAUGGGGAAGUGUCAAUGAGGGAACGUAUUGUCGCUGUACUGUAGCAGUGAAAGAAAUCCACGAGUUGAUUCUCUCCCCUCAUAACAUACGUCGUUUUGAGAGAGAAAUGAAUAUUGCGUCCAAGUGCCGUCAUCCUCACUUACUACAGUUUAUCGGCGCCACCAUUGAUGAGGGAAGUCCUCUAUUUGUCACUGAGCUGAUGGAGAAAAGUCUGCGGGCUCUAUUGGAACAGCGACAACUCUCUGAAACGGAAAUACGCGUUAUUUCACUGGAUGUAGCUCGUGCACUGAACUAUCUUCACCAGAAGAAACCAGAACCCAUCAUUCACCGGGAUGUCAGUAGUGCCAAUGUGUUGCUUUGGCGACAAGGUGACCAAUGGAGGGCCAAAGUGUCAGAUUAUGGAACUGCUAAUUUCAUACAGCAGACCAUGACAGUGGCUCCUGGAGCUAUGAUUUACAGUGCACCUGAAGCACUUACAUCAAACCAAACAGUCAAGGUAAGUUUAAGUGAAUAUUUAAGACUGUUUACUCACUAAAACUGUACAACAAUGCUAACAGUGGCAGAAGUGAUAAGUGACCCUUGUAUUUUCGCCCCAAAUCUCCUACUUGUCCACUCCAUAAACAAUACAUAUGAAAUGACUAUAUCUUUGUCAGGAGUCUUUGUACCUUGUUCUGCACUUUCUUCACUCUUUUAUGCAUAUCUUCUUCAUGGAUUUGGUCCACGUAAUUGGAUUCUUUAAUUUAUCCCUUCUUGUCCCUAAAGACAACAGUCACGGGAUAGCAAAAGUUAAUUAGUAUUUUUAGAAACAAAACAUUUAAGCCAAGGACGUACCAUGAAGGCUUUUAAGGAUCUUCUGUUUUCUAGGCUUUUCUUAUCCAUUUAUCGAUAUUCAUCUAUUUUGAAUUCUCGAGUUUCUCCCUCUCGUGUUACUUUAACUCCUUUUGUAAUCAGUACACAACUAAUAUGGAAUGUAUAUAAAGAAUAUUCUGGCAUAAAGUCAUGUAUUAUGAUUGCUUUUAGGUUGAUGUCUACAGCUUUGGUGUUCUUCUUUGUGAAAUGUGCAUUCGGGAACUUCCAGAUCCUAGUAAGCGUGAAGAACAAGUCGUGCUUGUAACGAACGGUGUGUUUCGUGGCCUGGUACGGCGAUGCCUGCAGAGAGAUCCUGGGGCGAGACCAACCAUGCAGGAGAUAGUCGAUGAACUGAAAGAUGCCGAUGUAUCAUCUUAAUUGUAGCACCAACAGUACACCAUAUCAUUGAUAAUCUGCUGUUUGUAGGAAAGUUUUAUAAAUUACUGGCAAAGCUGUGCCCUCAGCCUGUGCCAGUAGUCGUUCAGAUCGCGGGGAGUGGCGCGCACUUUUCUUUACGCCUUCCACAUCAUGUAAAUGCCUGUGAUAGCCGUGAUGGCUAUUGGUUAUUAAACUAUCUAUCUAUCUGAUAUGAAAAUUGAAAAGGGCCCGGUGCUUUGAGCCUGUGAAGAUUGUGAAAUUCAGGGUGCCUAGAAUAAUAAUUAUGAUGUUUAGGGAAAAAAAAAAUUUAUACUCAAGA
Molecule: messenger RNA, 2268 nt
Organism: Porites lobata
Lineage: Eukaryota; Metazoa; Cnidaria; Anthozoa; Scleractinia; Poritidae
Source: the annotation of a GenBank genome assembly